Messenger RNA from Aedes albopictus (Asian tiger mosquito), 5188 nucleotides. RefSeq lists its product as uncharacterized. The transcript is spliced from 2 exons. The coding region runs from base 1408 to 2523 and encodes 371 amino acids. Lineage: Eukaryota; Metazoa; Arthropoda; Insecta; Diptera; Culicidae. The record is from RefSeq and is a predicted model, not a curated record.
GCUGUUGGCUCUGGCACUACGACUGGUGUUGUCGCCUUCGUCGGUCGGUCGGUCGGUCAGUCUGUGAACAGCCUAUCUACGAGCAGCACGCAAAAGCGGCGUUCUUCCGUCAAUCGAGGUCGCGUGUCAAUUCAAAUAUACAACUUGAUACAAGAGAGCAGUGGCAGUGGACUGCAACAACAAUUAACUAGAACACUAAACGACUGUGUGAACAGUGUAAGUGCCCUGAACUAUUUCAAAGAGAAUCUUAUCAGUGGUCAAGGGGUGUCCUAGCGAAGCAGUGACAAAGGAUAACAACAGAAGAGACAAUCUUGCACCGGUCGAAGACUGGGGAAUUCACCCCUUGAAUUGGAGACGUGACACGGGGAAGAACCAGGACUGCGUCGAGUGAGUUCAGCCAGUGAAAGUGAAAACUAUCAUCCGGAAGCCUCCGGUGGAAACAUCUCAAUCAAGCCAAAUAUUGAAUAGCUCUCCCCGAAAAUAGAGUGAAUGGUCUGUGGCCAACGAAGAGUGUGAGCCCCGAAUCCUAGGUGCCGAGGCACACGCAGCAGCAAGUGUGUAAACGUGCGCCAAGCGUGAAUAUGAACUAGUGAGUGGAGACAGAGAGCGAGCGCGGAAAAGGCAAGGAAAAGUGAAGCAGUGCCAGUAGCAGCAGCCGGAGCAGCGAAUCUUGUGUCUUAAAACGGUUAAUAAGAAACAGCUAACGGCAAGGUCGUAUCUCGCCACACAGUGUUGCUUCGCGGUGGCGGUGAGAAGAAAAGAAACGAAGCGGAGAAGCACGCGCAAAAGUGAAGGAAAGACGAAAAACUGCCGUUCAGAAACCAGAGAGGAGAGCCGAAGAAGUGUGAAGGAAACGACAACGAAAAAGACUAGCCCCUCCUGCGUUCCCUUCCAUCGAAUGGUGAUUGAGAAACUAUAAUAGGCAUUUGGAGUCAAGCGAAAAAAAAAAUUGAACGAAAAAGUGCGAGUGAAUGAAUUUGGAACGCGAGCUAAAAACUGCUCAGUGAGGUCGGUCCUCGGUAGCUCUUUAAGCCCUGACCUGGUGUCGUGUGGAUAUUCCGGAUCGACCCGCAAUAGACAGAACUCGAGACUAGCGAAAUUCAUCGGGCGGAGAGACUGUGAUUUUACAAAAGAGAAACUAUUUACGGGUACAGUGCACGCACAGAAGUAAUCGAAAGUGAACAAGGCAGUGUCGGUGGGAAUUUAUGAAAUAGAGAAGCAAAUUGAGCGUGCAGAGACCCAUUCCCGAACCAGUGAGUGUGAAUGUGUAAUUAGACAGAAAUAUUUCACUGGCGAGCAUCCGUCGAGCCAAUCGUGAACUUUGAGAAGACAAUCGGAAUAAAAUAAAAUACCGAAGAGCAAGUGAUAUCGUAAGGACAGGCCAAGUGUUAGAAGUGAAACCAAACCAUGACCCUACCGUGCAACAACACCUCCAACGUUGCUGAAGACGAUUCGGAUAUGUUUGGACCACCACACACCUCGCCACCGAUCCGGCGCAACCGGCCAAAGGUGCCAAUGAUCUCGGCCCAGUUGCGGAUGCGUGAGGUGCGCAAGCGGAUCCUGCAACUGUGUGUCCACAAGCUCGAGCGCAUCAAGAACUCCGAGCGGAACCUCCGACGCUCGGUGUGCAUCAACAAUACAUAUUCUCGGCUGACGGACGACAUCCGGCGGGAGAAGCAGCACAAGUAUCUGAUGUUGAAUCAACUGUCCAAAUCUGACAGUGAUGAAAAAUCUGACAGCGACAGUGCAAAUAACAAUAACAUCAACAUCAACAACAGAAACAAUGAAAAUCUGAACAGCAGCAAUCACCAGCUACGAGGAGAUGAGUUCAUGAACAAGAGCAACAACAACGACAGCAGCAGUAUUAACAGCAACAAGCAAAGCGCAACCGAAGAAAUCAAAGCACCAAAACAGAAAUCCUCUUCGGUGGAGACUGACCUGGAAACGCUGGACCGAGAGCUAUGUGCACUGGACGCCGCGAUGCCUUUGGUCGACCCCGAAAUCACUCAAGGUGCCGAACAGCUCGAACAGGCCAUGGUUUCGCGGAAACGCAAGUAUUCUCAAAUGGACGACGAAGACAACGAUCGCCUGGUGCGGGAAGCGUUAUCUCAGUUCUACCUGCCAAGCAACCGACUACUCUCCGGAAUCGAUGACUGCCCCUCGCACAUGCUGGGUACCAAUUCCUCUCCAUCCAUCGACGUCAAGCGCACCAAAGUAGAUCUCCUGGAUAGCAGCCUCCACCAUCACCACCAUCAUCACCAUCACCAUCAUCAUCCCUUUCACUCGCUGCCGGACCUGAAUGUAGCGCUCGAGCUCUCGCACCAAAGUCAUCAGCACCAGAAGGAUUUUGAAGUCAUUAUGGAUGCGCUGAGGAUAGGAGCCGGAAGCGCUAUGACCGGAGCGACCGCUAAUGGAUGCAACCUCGUCGGCAACAUCGACUCCUGCGGUCAGGCCGCCAUGAUGAUGAGUGGUGAGACCGGUAGCGUGUUCCACAACCUGGUGGUUACUUCGCUGGAGACUUGAAAGUAGGCCAGCGCCACUGCGCACAUCCCCUGCCAGUACCGUUUGCGCUGUCGCCGAUGCUGCUCGCUUGUAGAGUACGGCGAUAUGACGCAUCGCUGGUACCGGUAGGGAUCUGCAAUAUCCUCAAUAGUACUAAAGAUAUAACCUCUCAAAGCGAAGCCUUCUGCGAGGAAAAAUUCGCAUUGAUCUUAACUUAUUUGGGCGUAUCGCUUCAUUAUUUAAACACAAACGCAAUCCUUUCAGUAGCGCAUUAUCGGUAUAGGAAAAUAUUUAUAAACUUCAUUAAAUCACUACGGGCGAACAGAACGCGCAAGCUAAUCGCAGUCCAACGCACACUCAGCCAGACACAAAAACAAAGUAGGCGACAUCGACAGCGAUGGGCAGCGCAACGCAGUAGGCGCUGAUAUUUCGCGUCGAUCGCUGUGGCAACACGCGUGCCACGAUAGACAAAAACAACAACAACAAAAACGAGGAAAAAUGUAAGUGAAAGUGCAAGAAAAACUCAUUGCUCGUCAUACUCAUCGCCGUGCACGGCUUGUAGCCGCCCGAUGGUGAUGAUCAUGGAUGGUUUGGCAUAUGUUUUCUAAGCUCAACAGCAACGGGUUAAAGAAACCAUAGUUAAAUCCAUCACAACAGCAGUGGCAGUUAAACAGCAAGCCAUGCACGGUUGAGUAAUCGUUGCAAACGAGCCUACGUUUCUGUUGUGUCGGUGUGUGUGUGUGCACGUGGAGGUGUCACUUGAACGUCACGCGUCUAAUUUAAACCAAGUCGUUGCCAAAAUUAACACGUUUUUAAUUUAUAAACAAAAAGCAAGCCAACAAGCAAAACUCGCAUAUUUUUCGAUUAGACUCUCGGAGAGUUCGCAAACAGCUCGCAAUCAAAGUGUUUGUUCACUAUUACGUUGACCUACAAAACGAACUGCUUCCAAGUUCCAACAAAUAGGAAACAGUUUGGUUGAAUACAACACUAAAAUCGAAUAGAAGGAGGAAAAUUUAUAGUAAACAGGAUCUGUGAUAUUAGUCGUGUAAGAUGCAUAUAAACUAGAGCAGAAACAUUUGAAACAACAUAAUAGAUAAUAGUAAUCGAUUGCAAUUUCGAAACAAAGGAACCGAAAGUCAACCAAUUCUUGAGCUAGAUUCAUCAAAAGUUGAGAUUUUAUGUUUCUUCGCUACCACCUCAAAGUGCAUACAUAUUGGUAAAAUUACACUAUUCCAAACGUAAAACAGAGAAAAAGCGAGCGCGAGUUUUCAAAGCGUAAUUCCGUUUUACCUUUUCUUUAGUUGAAUCGUUGCAAGAAAAAUCAAAUAAUUAAAUUCGUAGAAUUUUCACUGAGAAUGCCAAGUGAAUAAAGACCAAGUUUAGAACAAAAGCUAAAACAAACAUGUAAAUUGUUAGGUUUCCAAGCAUCCGCGGUGGCCGUGUGCGUGAAUGUACGUAAAGACCAAAGUUAAACGUUGUUUUAAAAAGAUCGAUCGAACAACAACUUUAAAUUGACAAAACUACUGGAAGGCAUUACUUCUUAGCCAAAACGAAAAAAAAAAUCAGACGCAUAAUGAUGAAGAACAAUGUCAAAAUGACACAUGUCAAUUGCUUUAAUUCUUUGUUAACCAAACUGAGUCAAAGUUGCCUUUGCUGUCAGAGCAGAAACCAUUCUGACACGGUUUUGAGUGUACUUUUCUCUGCAAAAAUGUGCGAACAUUCCAACGGUCAACUACCAACAAACAGAGAACAGAAUUGCGUAGCAAAUUUUAUCUCAGUCGCUAGCAGUACUUAAGCGAAUUCCAAUAACUUUGCCAAUUUUCUGGACCAAAAUGACGCUAUGCGUUCUACUUGUCAAGAAUCGACUCAGUACGAUCGAUGAAUUAGAAACAACAUCAGCAGUAAAGCGACAACCAUCAGACAAUGUAUAAACAAAACCCAAAGUGCUUGAAUUUGUUGAAUUGAAAUUACCCUUUUACCUGGUAAGAGAAAAACAAAACACACACACAACUUAACUGUAAACAAACUAUAUUUGUAUAAGAAGCGAGAUAAGCAUGAAGCAACAAUCCCUCAUCGGAGAGUUGACGAAGAAAUCAAAGUUUACCAAGCCAUUUACGUUUCACUUCUAUUGCUAUCUGCUCCUAUUUUAUCUUGAUUAGAAUAUCUAGUUUUUACGUUGUACAAAUUGCCAGAUUUGUUAACAAGGUUAGCCGCACCAAAAACUCUCUUCCAAAAAAUUACAUGUACAACGGAACUCCUCCGGUUUACUUAAUCUUCCUUUCAAGGCUGUUGGUCGCAACGACAACAGCACGCCUAGCAAACAAUCGUUGUUUUAGUUUUCUUGUAAGUUCUAUUUGUUUUCCCCUUUAUGUCUAUUUGUUCUCUUUUACUCUGAUUUUAGUUCAAUUUUUCCUCAUCUUCCUAUUAAUUUUAGUAGUUUUAACUGAGUUAAUUUAUGCAAAUUACAUUAUUAUAUGAAUACGAUUGGUUAGUAGUGUUGAACAAAUGCAAAUGCGAACGAGCAACCAAGACGGACGUCGUAUCGGUUGCUCCGAUCUAAACUAAAUUUAUGAAAAUACAGAAAAACCUAUAAAAAUAAAUAAAUAACAAUAUACACUCAUAAGGACACUUAUUGUUGUAGUAGAAUUUUAUCUUCACAAUAAAUGUACCUGGAAAAAUCUAAAAA